AAUUAACCGAAAGAAUGAAAAAACAAAUUUGACGAACGAAACAUCAUCGUGUAAAAGCUAAAAGGGAAUUCAUCAUCCACAUUUCAACAGAAACCCCAUUCAGUGCUUUACGAUUCUUAAUUAGGAGUGUGAGAUGCACUCACUUGUCAGCUGACUAUCCAUCACUCACGAUUUUAGUAAAUAACCAAAUAUCAAAAUGAAAAUGUGAGAUUUUGGUUGUUCUGUUUGCGAAAAAAUAUUCUCUUAAAAAAUGUACAUGUUGGACACUAAAAUAGCUAUAAUGGAUAACAAAGAAAGUUCAAAUUUGCUGCAACAUUCUGAAAACUUAAGUCUAUCCGACUUAGAACUACCCGAGAUAGAGCACCAAAGAAAGCGAAAAGUAAGAAGAAAAACAAGACCAAAACUACCAACGGGAAGACAAAGGAUCGAAUCGACAACCUAUGGCCAUCGAAAUAUCAUCCUACUGGGAACUGUGUUCUUCAUUACAUCGUGUUGGUUGCUAAUCCUCUCCUACACUAUGUCAGUAAUCCACAUAGAGAAUCAGCGAUUACAAAGUGAAAUUAAAAAAGUUUCUGUGAUAAGCCAAAAUCUUCCUGAAGAAAUGCAAAAAUGGCAUGAGAAGUCAUCUUUUUUGGAGAAAAACCAAAGUAUAAUUUACGAAAAACUUAAUGAAAUACAAAUAGCUAUAGAAAGCUUAAAAACAAAUUUCACGAAGUAUGCUGCACGAGCAGACAGUCGAAAUGAAUAUUCCAAAGAUGAUAAGUUUGUUGCCGAUCUCGGUGCAAAACUUGAAGCUGUUGCCAGUGAUAUGGAAAUAAUAAAAGAUCAUUUUACCACUGUCCAAAAGAAUCAAUCCAUCUUACAAGAAGACAUCGAUAAAUUAGGGGUACGUUUCAAUGACAUAUCCAACCAUAUCCCAGAAAAGAGUAAAGAUGAAGACGUGUGCUUGCAAAAAGUUCAAAGCCUUCAAACACGAUAUGAGAAUGAAAUUAAGAGUGUAACUGCAAAUAUAAGUAUUGUCAAUGAUACACUUACUCAAAAAUCAGGCAUAAUAAGCGAUGAACUUUUAGUGCAUAAGACAAAGAUAGAUGACUUGAUGGACAAAACUGCAAACAUUACCUCACAUGUUAGUUCGAUAAAAAAUGAUUGGACCAAAUACAAACAGCAAAUUGUUGAUUGUGAUGCCAAAGUUGAGAAUUUUGAAAACUCCAUGUCUCAAAUUGUUAAUAAAACGAAUAUUUUGGAAAAAUCUAUUCAAGAAGUUCGUUUAAAUUGUUCUCUUAGCGAUGGAUUGGGUCGAAAUUGCAUCAAUUUGACCGAUACAACCCCGCAAAUCAAUAAAACUAAUGGAUUGAACGUGAAAUAAGUUAAAUCACAAGAAAAUUUAUCAAAUUACAAAAACUUUAAAUUAAGUUUUGAGUAAAUUCGUUUCGUAGAAUAAUUUUUCCAGUGAAAUUUUCAAAUUGUUCAUUCAAAAAUUGAGCUUGAAAAUAACGACAUUUUUGAUAGAAAUUUCUUGUUUGUUAUUGCAAAUAAUUGAAUUAAUAAUUGUUCAUUUCACAAUUUGUA
Eupeodes corollae is the source of this 1569-nucleotide messenger RNA. RefSeq lists its product as uncharacterized. The transcript has 8 exons. NCBI's taxonomy places the organism in Eukaryota, Metazoa, Arthropoda, Insecta, Diptera, Syrphidae. The coding region runs from base 251 to 1366 and encodes 371 amino acids. The record is from RefSeq and is a predicted model, not a curated record.